GGAGGGAGACACAGGACCUGGGAGCGCUGGUCCUCAUUCGCGUCAUCGCGUGAAACCCCCAAACGGCCAAACCCUAGUCCAGACACUUCGCUGCGUCAAAUACUACAAAGCGCACUGUUACUUCUCUCCGAACUUGUUUGAUCUGUCGAAUCCACACUCUCCUCUUCCGCCCUAAUUCCUGGAAUUCAUCAUUCGUUAUUGCCGAACCUGGUUCGGAUAUUGAUUUUUCAAACAAGUCAAUGAGUUUUGGGGGGUUUUGGAAUAUUAAUGUGAAUUAAGCUUAUUGUGAAUCAAUUCUUUCGCUGGAUAUUGUUUCUGUCAGGAGAGCAGAGGUGGUCAAGGUUUAGUUUGAGGAUUGGUUUUGUGUGUACAAGGGAGAAGAGAAGGCGAAGCCGAGAAGCUCGAAUUCAACACUUUGUCUCUGUGAUCCGAGCAGGAAGUGCAAGAAUUUGGGAUCCAUGUCAAUGUUGUUUAUGUCCUUUUUCAUGAACCAUUGAUCCAUGGAUCCUGAAGGCAAGAAGUUUGGAACAGGACCAAGGGAACUGACUGGCGCUGUUGAUCUUAUAAGCCACUUCAAGUUGUUACCCCACCAUGACUUUUUCUGCAAGCGGACACUUCCUGUAUCAAUUUCAGAUACACAAUAUCUUCACAACGUGGUGGGAGACACAGAAAUCAGAAAAGGGGAAGGGAUGCAGUUAGAUCAGCUUAUUCAGAAUACCUCUUAUUCCAGGGAUACGAAUGCCCACAUUCAACCAUUUGACCUUGAUAUUCUCAAAGAGGCCUUCUUGCUGAGGGAAACUACUCCCAUUGAGUUGCCUUCUGCAGAGAAAGGGACUCCUACAAUUGCUGCGAAAUCUAAGAGUGAGUCCAAGGACAAGGAAAGGAAGCAUAAAAAGCACAAAGAUAAAGAUAGAGAGAAGGAUAAAGAGCAUAAGAAGCACAAGCACCGCCAUAAGGAUCGAAGUAAAGAUAAAGACAAGGACAAGAAGAAAGAUAAAAGUGGGCUUGUUGAUCCUGGUGCUGAACACUCGAAGAAACACCAUGAAAAGAAAAGGAAGCACAAUGUAGAUGAAGAUCUCAAUGAUGCUCACAGACACAAAAAAAGUAAGCAUAGGAGUUCCAAAAUUGAUGAUAUGGGUGCGAUAAAGGUGGUAGGCUGAAAUUGUGCAUACUAUAGUUCAUUGUAGUCUGAAAUGGUUGUCGCUGAGAGUUUUGAAGGGUUUUUCGCCUCAUGUUCAAAUUGCUUGAGAGUGACAUAUGAACCGACUAAAGAAUGUGACGAACAUGAAUUCACUGGAUGAAGGGUAUUAAUGCAAGGUAAAAGAAUUGCAGAAAGGACUUUUUGUAACAUAACAAUGUCAUGGUAUAAUUUCUGGUUUUAGGUAAGACUGGAUUAUUUCUCCCCUUUUUGGCUCAUUUUUAUGGUGUAGUGGAUAUUUCAGCCUGUCAAUUGUAUUUUUUUUUUAUCCUUUUUUCAGUAGCAGUCCAAUGCUUAGUCAGAUUAUCAUUUAGAAAAUGCAGCCUUUUGUUGUGAGAAGGAUAGGUUUAAGAAAGGGAAUUCUGUAUAUGGUUUCGUUUCUUUCCUAAUCAUAGUGAAUGAGUGAUGAGUAAUGACCCGCCGUGCCUAGGCUUGCGGGUUUUGGGCUGUCCUAAACUCCCAAUCCUUGGUGGGUCUUGAUCCAUCUUGAUGAUUGGUGGUUCUGGAUGUUUUCUGGGCGUUUGCUUUGGUAUUUCUUGGGCUGUAGCUUAUGGUUAGGGAAAAAAGGUCCUGGAGUUACAUAAAUCCCAGACUUGUAGAGAGGAAAUAUUCUUUGUAAAUAAGGCAAGUUACAACGGGUUAUUGAUUUAAUAUUAUUGUUGCGUAUUCUAUUUUCUUUGAAUUA
Messenger RNA from Tripterygium wilfordii, 1883 nucleotides. Its product is annotated as mediator of RNA polymerase II transcription subunit 19a-like. Lineage: Eukaryota; Viridiplantae; Streptophyta; Magnoliopsida; Celastrales; Celastraceae. Gene Ontology annotation, biological process: positive regulation of transcription by RNA polymerase II. Gene Ontology annotation, cellular component: mediator complex. The coding region runs from base 501 to 1160 and encodes 219 amino acids. The transcript has 7 exons. The record is from RefSeq and is a predicted model, not a curated record. Gene Ontology annotation, molecular function: transcription factor binding; transcription coregulator activity.